UGCAGGAGUAGAAUGACUGGACGAACGCGGAUUCUGGAAUGGCCUUUUUGGGACAUCCCGGUCUGUUGCGGUAGGGAUCGGCAUUAAGGUUGUAUGACCACGAGAUAUCCUCCGUAAUAGGCUUGACAAUAGUACUGAGCACGAGGGAACCAAAGUACGAUAGACAGGACCGAGCCGAACAAGUGGUUCGAAUUACGAAAAACAGAGAGAAUGAGACACAAACAAAGAGAGGCAGCAGGUGAAGUGGAGUUCCACUGUGCUCCAGUUUCCCUCCGCCCACCCCCCCCCUGGUGGGGAUCAUCACACAGACCAGUUUUCUUGCGCAGGAGGUCGGCGAUAAUCGGCCUGGCGAGACCCGAGCUUUACAUCCGAGUUCAUGGGUAUAGGGAUGGAAUGGAAUGGGAAUGGGGGAACUAGUGCGGUCGGAGUAAGGUGAGAUGAGGAAAGUAAGGUAGCUUUCGGCGAUCUACCACGGAGAACUCCCUCGGAUGUUUUCUACGGCUGGUGUAUCCGAUACUGGGGCCGUGUCGUGCCAUGGGAGGAACAAUUUCAAAUCAGGGACCCAUGGUUGAAGAAUGACAAAUCUAGAUAGGGUUCCUGGAGAGCGCUUUAGCUUUUUUUGUUUCCUUUUGUCUCAGCUUUUUCUUUGUCAUAGAUCCGAACGUUGGGGGAAACUUGGAUCGCCUGUUGAGCCAAGGUUGCAAGGCGGAGCUCGUGAGUCGUCGGGGGGUAGGGCUACCAUGGACUGGACAGAGUGCCAAGGAACGGCCAAGACGAUCAAGAUUUCGUUUCCGGUCUAAGCACUUUGGCUGGUCAGAGAGCGAGCCUUGUGGAGGGUUUCCCACCUUUGACAGGGGCCCC
This is a messenger RNA of Aspergillus pseudonomiae, 861 nucleotides long. RefSeq lists its product as uncharacterized. The transcript has a single exon. The coding region runs from base 576 to 800 and encodes 74 amino acids. NCBI's taxonomy places the organism in Eukaryota, Fungi, Ascomycota, Eurotiomycetes, Eurotiales, Aspergillaceae. The record is from RefSeq and is a predicted model, not a curated record.